Molecule: messenger RNA, 8045 nt
Organism: Corythoichthys intestinalis (scribbled pipefish)
Lineage: Eukaryota; Metazoa; Chordata; Actinopteri; Syngnathiformes; Syngnathidae
Product: kelch-like protein 33
Molecular function (GO): protein binding
Source: RefSeq, a predicted model, not a curated record
CAGUGAGAUUUACAAAGAUGACUGCCUGAAGAUGACCUCAAAAUUCCCUCAGUCCUUGGUGAUAUGGGGCUUUUAUGACAACUUGCAGUCUCUGAGGCAUGGACUUGAUGAGUAUUCUUCAUCAAUUUGAUGCCAACUCUCUUUGAUUGCAGUUGCCAGAUCAUCCUUGCAAGUCGGAGCCUUGCUAUGGACCAUUUUUUUUUCAAUUUCCAGCACAGGUUAUCAAUAGGGUUGAGAUCUAGGCUAUUUGCAGACCAUGACAUUGACUGGAUGAGUCUUUCUCCUAGGAAUCCUUUAACAGUUUUAGCUCUGUGGUAUGAUGCAUUGUCAUCUUAGAAAAUGACAAACAUAUUUUCAAUUGAAGGGAUAAGAAAGCUGUCUAAAAUUUCAAUGUGAACUUCUGUAUUUUUUUUAAGAUUUAACCACAGGUAUCUCCCCAGUGCCUUAGCCUCACAUGCAGCCCCAUAUCGUCAAAGACUGAGGGAAUUAUGAUGUCUUCUUCAGGCAGUCUUUGUAAUUCUCACUGGAACGGCACCAAAGAAAAGUUCCAGCAUUAUCACCUUGUCAAAUGCAGAUUCUUCACUCUUUACAAGGAUUCUUGACUCUUGUCCAAUGCAGAUUCUUGACUCUUGACAAGGUGAUGAUGCUGGAACUUUUGUUUGGUGCCGUUCCAGUGAGAUUUACAAAGAUGACUCAUCCAGUCAAUGUCAUGUGGAUGAGUCUUUCUCCAAGGAAUGCUUUAACAGUUUUAGGUCUGUGGUAUUAUGCAUUGUCAUCUUGGAAAAUGACAUAUUUUCAACUGAAGGGAUAAGAAAGCUGUCUAAAAUUUCAGUGUAAACUUGUGUAUUUUUUGAAGAUUUAACCACAGCCAUCUCCCCAGUGCCUUUGCCUGACAUGCAGCCUCAUAUCAUCAAGGACGGAGGGAAUUAUGAUGUCUUUGUAAUUCUCACUGGAACGGCACCAAACAAAAGUUCCAGCAUUAUCAUCUUGUCCAAUGCAGAUUCUUGACUCCUGACAACUAACCCUAAACCCUAACCCUAACCAAGAGGAGAGAAAAACAUAGAAAUAAUAGAAACACCAAAGAAACACAAGAAAAAGACAAAACACACGUUACUACAGGAAGAAUUGGAAAUGAUCACAGAAGACCCAGAUAUGGGAGAAUUAGAAGAAGAAAUGGAAAAGGCAGACGCAGAAUGAGAUUAACUCUUGACUAUGAUGUUGGAUGAAUCAGGAACAGACUUAGAAGAAGAGAUAAAAUCAAGACUUAGAUAAUGAUGACUAAACAGAAACAGAUGAAGGAGAAAAAAAUAGAAAUAGAGGAACAAAAGACAGAGACAUCAUUGAACUAAACAAGAAACACACCAAAUGAAAACAGAAAAGGCACGAAAGUGACAUGAAAAUUCUACCAGAAAGAUAAAACAAUGGAGAUUAGAAGCCAGAAAAAAUGCAUAAUAGUAGGAGACGCUAAUUUAGCUUUCAUUCCUAAAUUUUAUGUGAAUAACAUGCAAAUAGACAGUUAUCCUGGAGGCCAUUUUCGACAUUGCUUUAGCUGAAUACAUACAUUAACCAAAAUGUGAGCCAUGUGUUAGCCUUGGAAGCUGAAACGUUUAAGGUGGAACAAAACAAAAUUCAAUGGACAACAACUACAGCCAAACAUAUGCUAAUUCAUUGGUGCAAAGCUCUACAAAAAGACUCCAUAAAGAAAAGAACAAAAGUACACAUAUGCUUACCACAAAUAAUUAUACUUACCUUUACUUGAAAUACUUACCUGUACCCGAAUCCUACAUCGUAACCCUAAACCAUAGCUACAAAAUAAAUGAGACCCAAUAUAGGGAUACAAUGUACAUGGUCUUGCUUUAUUUUAUCAAUUUUAGCUAUAAAUUAAGACUUAGCUUCAACAUCACUGGGACCGUUAGCCACGUAGUAAGCCAAUCUCCAUUUUACUGCGGAGUCAUUGGUCGUAAUACUUUUAUAACGUAACCUAGGAACUCCUCCUUUAUGACGACCCAAUUAUUUUCCCAUUUCCACCCUUGGUAGCUUCUUUGGUAUUUUAAAGGCCACUAACGAUGAUCCGGGAUGAGAAUGUAAAAUCUGCUUGGAUAUCUUACACAACAGACGGGUUAGAGCUGGGAUGCAUUAAUUCCAUGUGUUGGACAGAUCCUUGAUAAUACGUUUGUCAUUUUCCAAGAUGACAGUGCAUCAUGCUACAGAGCUAAAACUGUUAAAGCAUUCCUUGGAGAAAAACUCAUCCACAUGACAUUGACUGGAUGUGUCAUCUUUGUAAAUCUCACUGGAACGGCACCAAACAAAAGUUCCAGCAUCAUCACCUUGUCAAGUCAAGAAUCUGCAUUGUACAAGUUGAUGAUGCUGGAAGAAGUUUUGUUUGGUGCUGUUCAAGUGAGACCUUAACUGGCCAAAAAUUACCUAAUUGCCUGGCAUUGACUGCCACUGACGGCCAUAGAUGUCCAAACCGUUUGACGUGGGAGGGAUGGCAGCGAAUGAACGAAUGUUGCCACCACUGAUUAAACUCAUUCCAAUUCACACUAGAAGCUUGUUUUUCUGUCAAUUGUUGUUUGUAGAAUAUCCUAGAAUGAGUUUCUGACCAAUGUAGCCAUCUCCCUGGUGCCUUUGCCCGACAUGCAGCCCGAUAUCAUCAAGGACUGAAGGAAUUUUGAAGUCUUCUUCAGGCAGUCAUCUUUGUAAAUCUCACUGGAACGGCACCAAACAAGUUCCAGCAUCAUCACCUUGUCCAAUGCAGAUUCUUAACUCUUGACAAGGAUUCUUGACUCUUGUCCAAUGCAGAUUCUCGACUCUUGACACUUUGUCCAAUGCAGAUUCUUGACUCCUGACAAGGUGAUUAUGCUGGAACUUUUGUUUGGUGCUGUUCCAGUGAGAUUUACAAAGAUCAAAAUUCCCUCAGUCCUUGACGAUAUGGGGCUGCAUGUCAGGCAAAGGCACCGGGGAGAUGGUUGUGGUUAAAUCUUCAAUAAACGCACAAGUUUACAUUGAAAUUUUAGCUUUCUUAUCCCUUCAAUUGAAAAUAUGUUUGUCAUUUUCCAAGAUGACAAUGCAUCAUGCCACAGAGCUAAAACUGGUAAAGCAUUCCUUGGAGAAAGACUCAUCCACAUGACAUUGAGUGGAUGAGUCAUCUUUGUAAAUCUCACUGGAACGGCACCAAACAAAAGUUCCAGCAUAGUCACCUUGUCAAGAGUCAAGAAUCUGCAUUGGACAAGGUGAUGAUGCUGGAACUUUUGUUUGGUGCUAUUCCAGUGAGACCUUAAACAGCCCAAAAUUACCUAAUUGCCUGGCAUUGACUGCCACUGACGGCCAUAGACGUCCAAUCCGUUUGAAGUUGGAGGGAUGGCAGCGAAUGAACACGUCUACUCGUGAUAAUCUCAUUCCAAUUCACACUAGAAGCUUGUUUUUCUGUUAAUUAGUUGUUUGUCGAAUAUCCUAGAAUGAUUUCCUGACCUAUCGCCAUAUCGUCAGAUCAUCGUUAUAUUGAGCUUUGUAUUGUAUCGUAUCGUGAGGUACCAAGAGGUUCCCACUCCUAGUGAUAAAAGAACCACGUCACAGUCGGUGACACUGAAAGAGUUAAUGUAAGAGAACUGUUCCUGACAUCUCUUUGGCAACAAAUUUAAGAUUUCAUCAUUCAAAGCACACUUCCUCACUGUUUCAUCACAUGCCGUUUGAGUAAUUGCUACAUGUAUGUCCAAACUGAUGUUUUUAGUGUAUGAACAUUUCCAAAUAAAGUGUUUGCAGGACUGUAAAAUACAACUCUUGACUCAAUCUGGGGCAUUGGACGCACAAAGCCACAAUUGUGCCAACUCGGCAUGAAAUCUGAGUGAGCCUCGCGCUUAGAAUAGCAUCUCGUUGCUGUUUCGUGGGAGUAGAAGCAGACUGCUUUGAGUCUGACAGAGUGUAAAGCGCGAGACGCAUUUUGUUGUUUUUGGUCUAAUCCGCAUGGAGGCGAGUGCAAGUGGCCUGCCAGAAGAAUGGGAAGCUCAAUGGAGGAGGGAGAAGGAAAGAAGAGAGCAAGUUUUAGGAGAAGGACAAGCUGGAGUUGAGCAGGAUAAGCGCGAGUUGCGAAGAAUCGUGGCCUUCAACGACUCCAGAUUGGGGCUGACGGGCGAGAAGAUGGAACCAGGUUGCCCGGAUGGUGUCCGAUUGUAUCAGAGCCAAAGCUUUCCUUGUGAGACGUUCGAGGUCUUGAAGGAGUUUCUCGAAUCGCGUCUCCUCACGGAUCUGACGUUAAUCACGAACGACGGAAACACCUUCAAUGUUCACUCUUCAAUCCUCGCUGCUGUCAGUUCUUUCGUCAAGGCGAGUGUUAAGAAAGAAGCUCAAAUGCGUGAUGAGGGUGAGACCGCUCCACACCAGUGGUCCUUGUUUCUGGGUCCAGAUGUAGAUCAUUGUGGGCUACGGGCAAUUCUUGAGUUUGCUUAUACCGGGGAGCUUAUAACAGGUGAGAACCUACCUCAAAUCAAGGCAGCGGCACGCGCACUUGGAGUUUCUAGAUUAGUGGACAUCUGUGAGCAAGCUGCAGGACCAGAGACAGGUCAGAAGAAGAAACCUGCCUUUGAGGAGAUGAGGCAUACCCUUCGAUCCAUAGAGCAGUUGUGGGCCGACGGUGUGGGCUGCAAUGUCAUUUUGGAUCUCAGUGGAGCUUUGUUCCCCGGUUUGUACCAUCAGUCCUAUUCUCAUUUUGUAGAUGCUUCAGAAUGGAAUGAACUACUUCUUCUGCCAGUCCACAGGGUGAUCCUGGCGGCAAGCAGCGACUACUUCCGAGGCAUGUUCACCAGCGGGAUGAGGGAAUCAGUUCAAGCCCGAAUUGCCCUUCCUGUCAACGAAGCUCCAGAGAUGGCCGCUUUGAUUUGCUGUUGCUACCGCGGGACGCUUUCAGUUAACUGGGACUGCGUUUUCGAACUAGCCUGUACGGCGCUCCGGUUUCAGUUCCGGUCGGCAGUCUCGCUUUGCCUACUCUUCAUGCGGCAAGAAAUGGAAGCGAGUACCUGUUUGGAUGUUGCUUCUUUUGCCGAAGCUUACGGGAUCUCAGAUCUCCUCGAAGAAGCCGAUGACUACGUGCUGCGAAACUUUUUGGAGGUGUCUGCUACUGAAAAGUUUAAGGAUCUCCAAGCUGAGAAGCUUUUCAAAUUCCUCUGCAGCGAUGGGCUCAGCGCGCCGUCUGAGCUAGUCGUUUUUCGAGCUCUAGUCUCCUGGCUGGAGGCGGAACCUGACGAAAGACUGGGACUUGCCGGCAAACUGAUGAGAGGGGUUCGCUUCCCCCUUAUGACAUUUCGAGAGUUCAGGGAAGUCAGGGCUAUCAACCUGCGCAUGGAAACCAAAGACGUGCAACUUCAGGGCGCUGCUUUUAAAGAAUUCGGAUCCAGCAUCCCUAUGCAGGAUCACCAUCGUGUAAGGUUCCCCAAAGACUGCCUCCUCCUUGUCGGUGGGGACCGGCUGGACCCUGAUGUAGGCCGGCGCAUACCAAGUCGUGAAAUAUGGUUUUUAAACUCCCUGCGAUCAGGAAUCGGCCUUGUGAAGGACAUUGAGUGGAGGAUGCUGGCCCAGAUUCCAGAAAAACCAAAGUUCAGACAUGCAGUUGCAACAAUUGGGGGGCGGUUGUUUGUGAUUGGAGGAUGUCACUUUUACGCCCGGGACAACGUUAUGAAAUCCACCUACAGCUACGACCCUGAGCAGGGCUUUUGGAGGAGAUGCAGCGACAUGAAGGAAUGUCGAAGUAGCUUCUCAGCAGUUGUGCACAAAGGUAAACUUUGUGUUAUUGGCGGAGACGAGCAGCUGAAUACCAAUUUGAAGAGUGUGGAGAUGUACGACAGCGAGGCGGACACCUGGAGCUUUGUUCAUCCUCUGGAUCAGCCACUAAGUGGGCAAGCUGCCACUGUCCUCGACGAAAGGGUGUUCAUCUCUGGAGGUUUUGACUCACAGUACAUUUGCCUUACCUCCUUGUUCAUGUACGACCCGGAGGUGGGAAGCAUCAGCAUGGCAGAUAUGAAUCAAGACCGGGCCCAGCACUGCAUGGAGGCUCUGCGAGGCCGUCUAUACGUAGCCGGCGGCGUGUGCAACCUGAGGAAGUUUUACACCGACCAGCUCAAUUGUGAGGUUUACAAUCCAGCUGCUGAUUCAUGGACAUCAAUCGCACCUCUGCCCGUGCCUCAUGUGGGUGCGGCCUCGGCCAUUUUAGAGGAGAAUGUCUACAUUCUGGGAGGGUACUGUCAAGAAGAUUACAGCGAGUCUUGGCUCGUCCACCGGUUUAACCGUGGCACAAAACGCUGGGAGAGAAUGGGAAAAGUGCCAGCAGCUGUUACCGACAUUAGGGCCUGUGUGCUAAAAUUACCCAGGACUUUGAGAUGCUAGCAUUGAAAUAAGUGAAACAUCACAUCUGGAUUGUGUUACUAUUGUUUAUAUGUUCUUAUCAACCAGGAUGUAUUGUAAAAUAAAAUGGAUCGACUCAGGUAGCAGGACAAAAGGGCAAGACAAUUGUGUUUGUUCUUCUACAUCAGGGGUCUCCAACCCAGUCCAUAAGGGCCGCUGUGGCUUCUGUUUGUUUUCUUUGCGGAACAGUUUGGAGACCCCUGCUCUACAUGAAUGCAUUCAUCAUUUUAUUUCAGACAUGAAGACACGCAAGAAUGACAAAAACAAAGAGGACAUCGACCUUCUGAUGCUGAUAAACGGUAAGACUGUACAAAAUAUCCUUCUACGUGCGUACAUGUGGUGGCAGAAAUAGCACAGACGCUCGCAGGUCGUUGUUCGGCCCCGGCAUCUUUCCCAUGUUCUCCCACUUCCGCAGAGCUGGGUCGUAACGGUGGACCAUCUUGGUGUCGCUGUAGUCCUCUUGACUGUACCCGCCCAGCACGUACAACUUCCCCUCCAGAACGGCACUUCCAGCCCCCACGUGAGGCACGGGUAGAGCCGAGAAAGCCGUCCAACAGUCCGCAUCGGGAUCGUACGCCUCGCAGGCUAGCUGAUCUAUCGCCGUCUGCUUAUUGUCCUGUGUAAUCCCGCCCAUGACGUAAAGACGGUCGUCUAGAGUCUCCAUGCAGUGGUGAGCACGUCCUCCAGACAUAUUAGCCAGGUAGAUGCUACCUUUUUCUGGGUGGUACACAAACAGAGAUGCCAGACAACAGUGGUCGCUGUUCAAUCCACCAGAAAUGAAGAUCUGCCCUCGAGAAACUUUGGCCACGUGCCCAGCGAGGGUCUGAUCCAGGGGCCGAACAAAGCUGAAAUUGAUAUGUGAGAGCAUUUCAAUGUUAACUCAAUAGCACUGAAAGAUAAGCAUUCACACUUUUCCAGUUUCAGACAUCUUUCCAGCUAACGUUUGUUAGCUUAGCUUAGAUUAGCAUUGGAUGCUCUUACCUCCAAGAGUUAGCAGCAGGUGAGAAGCAUUCUACACUAUCUGUAUAAUCAGGGUGACAGCGCCCCCCAAUGGCAUAUAUGUGAUCGCCUAGUACCACCACUGAGAAGUAGCCCUUCUUAUUUGUCAUGUCAGCCAUUCUCUCCCAGCUGUUUUGGAGUAGGUCAUACCUGUGUUGAAAGAUAAAAAAAUUAAACAUUUGAACCCUGAUAAUCCCCUUUUAACAGGCCUCACCUGUAAACAGACUUUAGGGUGUCUUCUGUCCCGUAGUACUUUUUCCCACCAAAGACGUAGAGUUUCCCUUUGAGCACCGCGGCUUCAUGGCAGAACCUCGCCGGAUCCGGCAUUUCUCCCAGCAGCCUCCACUCCAUCGCUUUUCUUAUCCCCGUGUGGUUCAUUAGAGAAUUCCCGAACCAGACUUCUCUGCUCAAACGGCGAUUCCCCAGGUCCUCGGAGAUCUGAUCGCCUCCGGUCAAGACUAUAAUCUGUUUCGGCAAGUAGAUGCGGCUCUGCGGUUCCACUUCAUUGGAGCAGAACACCUCCCGCACUUCUUCAUAGAGCUCGGCCAGCUCGUGUAGACGCCACAGUUUCGCCACCUGAACUUCUUUGAAUUCCUUAAAUGUCAUAAGGGGGAAGUGGACAGUUUUCAUGAGCUCUCUGGCAAGUUUACAUC